Molecule: messenger RNA, 1872 nt
Organism: Lasiodiplodia theobromae
Lineage: Eukaryota; Fungi; Ascomycota; Dothideomycetes; Botryosphaeriales; Botryosphaeriaceae
Product: Adenosine trna methylthiotransferase
Exons: 5
Coding region: 1-1872 (623 amino acids)
Source: RefSeq, a predicted model, not a curated record
AUGGAGGACACUCCGCAGGACAUGCGAAACAGAGACCAAGCCGUGUCCUUCAUCGAGAAUAGAACCGUACUGGGCGACAUGAUCCAGCACGACUCUGGCCAGCAACUGUGGGUGAAAAUCGGAGAUGAUGGACCAAAAGAGAGAAAGAAGCAAAUCUGGGCAGAGGCAACGGCCGAGAUGGAAGCCCUGGCGGAAGCCAUCGAGAAAUAUCAAGUCAAAGUGCUGAAAAGCCCGAACAAGAGCGACGUCCGUAUGACGGAUUGGUCGGCUAUGAUGCGCCAAGUGCAAGCCGCUGCGAUACUCUACGAAAAGGAACCAAUGACAAGCGGCGUCAAAGGCAAGAUCAAGAAGGCCUUACACAGAAUCAGAGACGCCGGUCCCAAGAUGGGGCACUGGUGCAGUCUGCUUCCGACUGGAGACUACGGUGGCACGAUUGCUGGAGUAUUUUCGAUAUUAGCAACGGCGGCUAGCAAGUCAAGUGAAGUGCGAGAAUGCAUCUUCGAGGCCAUGCAGGAUGUCCCGGAGUACGUUCGGCAAACAGGAGCCUACCUUAAAAUCUAUGAGAUCAACAAAUCAGACCAAUUGGAAAUAAAGUCUGCUGAGCUUUGCAGAUCAAUUCUGGUUUUAUUCCGUCAGAUCAUGGUAUACUUCAAUCAAGGUUCAGCACGGAGGGCAUUCCAGUCCAUUGCACAGGGUGACUCGUACGAGGACAAGCUACAAAAGAGCAAGCGGGAUGUAGAACGUCUGGCUGAAAAUAUCCAAAAGGAAGCCCAGCUUCUUGAGCAUGAGCGAAUCAACGAAGUACUGGGAAAAACAAGGGAACUUGUCUCGAGAGCAAAGGCCGGAGAAGAAGAUACCGUGGCCCUAAAGCAGAUGUUCAGUGAAGGAAUCAUGAAACUGAAUGACAUGGGAAAGGGGUUUCAGGCACUUUUGGAGAGCAGCUCGCUCUUCAAUCCACGACUUGGACAAGCACGGGUGCAGGAAAUCGAGAGUGGAGCAGCCAGCUUUCACACACUCGAGGGUUCCUACGCUUCAAAGAAGCAGCCAACCCAGGCCGGUAUGAGUCGUAAGGAAGUACUAAAAAUUCUCGAUUUUGAUCGAGGGACAAUUAAAGACGACCUGGAGAGCUGUCAAGAACUCCAGUCCACCCUUGAUCUUCGAGCUCAAGACGAGGCCUCAUGGGUCAUACAAUCCGACGAGCUUCGACUAUGGCUGACUCUACCAGAAUCGCGAGAUCUAUUGAUCAACGGCCACCGCUCCGAUGCAUUAGAGCAACUUUCUCCCCUGUCCCUGAUUUGCGCCGAGCUCGUCUCGCUCUUCGGAAUCGCCAAAGAUGCCAUCGUUGCCAGCUAUUUCUGCGGCCUCCAUUCCGACUACGACCAAGAUGAGAAAGCCAGCUUCCCAGAGAUAUUAGCAAGUUUGAUCGGGCAGAUCGUCCACCAGUCAAAACGCAAGAAGUUUGACCUCGACUAUUCCUGCGUGGAGAUGAACCGCAAAAAGCUCGAUCAGCUAGACUUCCGAGCUUUGAGCAACGUCUUUGGAACGAUUGUGCGGCAGCUGCCGAAGGACAAAAUAUUCUACUGCGUCAUCGACGGAAUCUCGCUCUACGAAGCUAUGGACGGUUCAGGUGACUCCAGCGAUACGAUUUACUUCCUGAGGAAAUUAUACAAGCUCCUAAAGCCAGCUGUCGAGAGGAAUUCCGCCACCAUGAAGCUACUGCUGACAUGUCCUGGAGAGAGCAUGAACAUCGGAGACCCUCAGUUUGGCUUCUCUAUCCAGGCUGAGGAUAUACUGGAUGUUGAUUGCGUUGACGGAGACAGGCAGGGCGUUCUGGAAAUGGAAGAGCUCAGAAGAAGCGUUCGUUCCGUUUGA